Molecule: messenger RNA, 4422 nt
Organism: Aplysia californica (California sea hare)
Lineage: Eukaryota; Metazoa; Mollusca; Gastropoda; Aplysiida; Aplysiidae
Product: zinc finger-containing ubiquitin peptidase 1
Exons: 9
Coding region: 727-2841 (704 amino acids)
Source: RefSeq, a predicted model, not a curated record
AAUUUCUUCCCCAUUUCCUGUUUCUUCAUCGCUGGCAAUACCUUGGUAGUACAUUUUAGUUUCGGUUUCUAGUUGGCAGGAUUGCAUAGCUGUGACAGAACAAGGAGGAUAGCUGUUAUUUUUUUCAGAGCAAAUGCGUGUGCGUGUGUCUCUGGGAUCGUCCUCGAAUAUAUUCGGCUUACUCAUCCUAUUUUCAUCAUGUCAUGAGAUUUUCAAUACAAUGUGAUGUACUAUGAUAGAUAGGCCUACCAUCAUAACAACGUCAACAUCAUUGAAUUUGUCAUUUGAAUAUUUGAACUUGAACUUCACUUGAUCUAAUCUAGAUCUAGAAUCUAGAUCUAGAUUUAGAUCUGCUCCUCAUCAACUCAACUGACUCUACAGUUGUAUUGCUUUUCAAAUUGACUUUGAUUUCUGUAAAUUCAGUCAGUGUAAGUGGGCUAGAUAUGUAGCCUAUUGUAGCUCUGGCUGUGGAUUUUGACUUUCCUUCAUCUUUUCGUGUUCAAGUCAGAUCUUGAUCAAGAAAUCUAGGCUAUCUAGAUACUAGAUCUAGAUCUAGAGUAUAGAUAUCUAGAUCUAGAAUCUAGAUGUAGAUUGAUAUUCAUAUUUUGAACAGGAGAAGCUUUUCUUCCUCAUGAUCAUAUUAAUUAAUAAAAUCAUAGAAACAAACUAAAACUUAAUACAAUAUCCUCAUUGUAAUUUACAUACACACGCCUUCCGCUGAAGAUAAUGGAUAGUGAAUUGAAAAGGACACAACACAGUUGUCAUAAUUCCAGUUUAGAUCUUUUCAAUGAAAGUCUAGUGGGGACAUCUUAUGAUGAUGUCCAAGACAGUUGCCACGUUCAAGAACAGAGCCACCUGCUGGAUGAGGCAAAUAUAACAAGGGAAAGUAGUUCAAGUGAAUCCAGCAGCAAUGCAACAGCAACAAAGGCAAAGAAAGUGUAUUCUCAUAUUGGUCAAUACUCCAAAUCAAGUGUCAUUUCGGCAGGCAGUCCCGAUAUGAAAAGUGAAAGGGAAAAAUUUCACCAGACGCAAGAGUGUAUUCUUGUUGAGCCAUCUGAUGAGGAAGAUUCUAUACAAAAUUGCUCUCAACAAUCUGCCACGAAUAGCAGCAGUGGUUCUUGUGAAGAGUGUGAUAGUUAUUUAAAUAUGACUAAGCAUUCGACUCACAGUGACAAAAGUAAAGAGAAUAAACAAGUGAGUCCACAUGAUGAUAAAGAUGCACAAGAUAGUGAUAGUUCUAUGGUUGAAGGCCCAAAUAGAGAAACACCACCAGCAGAGAAACCAACAGAAUUGAACGCCCAUUGGAGUAGCGAUAAAUUAGAUUUGAUUUGCCCCUUUUGUGAUGCUCGUGAAGAAAGUUUGUAUCGCUUGGAGUUCCAUGUCUCUACCAUGCAUCCCGAUACUGAUGUACAAAUGGAAACGGGUGCAUUCUGUGAAAACUUGCAUGAGUUGGAUGGUGCCACAGUGACAGAUAUUCAGACACUGUCCUGUCCAUUAUGUGACCUUGAAGUUGAUAGUGAAAUCGCACUUGGAGCUCACUUGAAGAUACUGCAUGGGGACAUUCUCGAUGAUGGAGCCAGUAUGUCGUGUCCCCUUUGUGACUUCACAAGCCGGAAGGAAGAUGAUCUACGCAGGCACAUGCAGGGUCACCACAAUGAUACAACUUACUUUGGUGUGAGUUGUAGUAGUGAUGCCACAGAAUCUUCUAGCCAUGAGCCCGCCUGCCCUAUUUGCAGUCAAGUUUUUGGGGAUACAGACCUUCUGACGUCUCAUGUGGAAAGUCAUUUUGGGACCACAUACCAGUCAGGAGCCCAUUCCAGUGCAUGUUCUUCAAGUUUUAAUGAACCAUACCAGUCUAAGCCAAUGGACAAUGUCCUAAAGGAUCACCAACCAUCUGAGAAUGUGAAGAAAGCAGGCCUACCUGCAAAGAAAGCAAAAGUUCAAGGAAAGUGUGCUUUUGAUAAACAAUAUGAACAAAAUCUGGAGCGAGCAGUGGCCCGAGGAGAAGUGUCAGUGGGCGAGUACCACGAGCAGCGGGGCAGGGCAGCCCGCAGAGGGGCCGACCAUGUGGAUGAUGGCCAGACGAGAGUUCAAGGAGUCAUCCAGAGGCUGCACCAGCUGUUCAACUCUCAGGCUCGUCUCGGACAGGAAGUGCGGCUUUGUUCUCCUACGGACCACUUUGCUGGGUCUUAUGGGGACAAAGGCUGGGGGUGUGGCUACAGAAAUUUUCAAAUGAUGCUAUCGUGUCUUUUACGGAACCCCAAUUAUGCCGAAAAAAUAUUUCCAGAUGGACAAAGGGAUAUUCCAUCAAUACCAAGGAUCCAAGAAAUGAUUGAGUCUGCUUGGAAAAAAGGGUUCGACCUCCAAGGCUGUCAACAACUAAAAGGUCGACUUUCCAACACUCGCAAAUGGAUUGGUGCAACGGAAAUUGUGGCUCUAUUGUCUUCCCUUAGGAUCAAAUGUCAUCUCGCUGAUUUUCAUGCUCCUUCAGCUCCUGAUGGAACACAUCCUCGUCUCCUGGAAUGGAUUUGUGAUUAUUUCAGUGAGAGGAGUGGGUUCAAACCUCCACUUUAUCUACAACAUCAAGGUCAUAGUCGCACCGUUGUGGGAGUGGAGAAAGAGAAAGGAGCGGUCAAGUUGCUGCUCUUUGACCCCGGCACACCCUCGGAGCAAAUGGCAGCCGUCGCUCAGACCCCAAUGACCUGGAAGCAGAUGAAAACGUUCCGGCGCUCACUCCUUGGCUUCAAGUCCAGACAGUAUCAGGUGGUGGCUGUGACGGGUUUGCUUUCUGAAUCUGAGUGUCAGCAAAGCAAAAUUCUGAAAUCGGAAAGAGUUGUUUGAAGUGAACUUUACAUCACCAUUUGUAGCUGAAAGCCAAGCAUUCCAGGAAAAGAAACAGACCCUCCAAUUUUUCACUCUUCGUAAUAUGUACUUUUUGGAUACCGUGGAAUCAUGUGUAAUAUUAAAUUUGUGUGAGAUUGCUAUUUAAUUGAUCUUUGUCUAAAGACCUUUUUCUAGAGUUAUAAUCCUUAAAAUUGAGAAUCUUUACCAAUUUAUUCAGACUCUUAAUUUUUUUAAAAUACGUAAUAUGCUGUACGAUUUUCUUUUCUGCAUGUUCUUAAAAGUUGUAUAUAUUAUAUACUGUUAUUUUUCUACACAUGUGACAAAUUCUAAAGAGCAAAAUGCAAUAUAAUGGUACUGAACAGUGUCAGUAGUUUAAGGUACUGCAAUCAGUGACAUUUUGUAGACAACUGUUCUUUCUUAGAGAACAAAGCUGCCAAACAGUAUUUAUAAAAGAUGUUUUUGGGGGACUAAAUACAAAAUUCCAUUCUUGUAUUAGAAAAUAUGUAUUCUGUUUUCUAGUAUUGCUCCUCACAAACUUGCUAAUGCAAAGGAAAAAUUAUGAACUUUCAAGACUGGAUUUGCAAAUAAUCAGAACAAAGCCCACAAGUGGAAUGGAGAGCUCUUUUGUUAAGUGUACUUUGAAGAGUUUGAAUCUGUUGAGUGCAAAAAAAGUGUGUGUGAAGGGUUGGGGGGGGGGGGGUUGCUUGGCCAAUGCACACCAUCUUGAGAUUUUUAAUAAAUUUGUCAGCUGUGCUAAAAGGUUAUCACAACUUGUUUUAUUUGGGAUUAGGAUAUGCUGAAAAGUUGUCGAGAGAAAAAUGAAAUAACCAGAGCUGCUGGGUGUACGAGGGUCACAUUUGAUUUUUGCUAGCGGAGUUGGAGUGGAGAUGCGCUGAGAAACCUCAAAUAAUACAUAUGUUGAAGGAAACUUGUAAUAAAAUAUGUUUUCAAGAAAAACUUAUAUUUACUGAAAAUAAGCCUCUGAAUAGGCUGCAACCUUUGAAAUUAUUCAAAUAAACAAAUCAAUUAAAGCUUAAGUGCGAAUGCAUUCUUUCUCUGUGCGUUUUGUGUUGUAAUGGUUAUAAUAAGGACAACUACUUUGUGCAACAGGAAAUGGCAAAGAAAUAAAUGGAUGUAGCGAGAUUUUGUCUUGAUAGGUUUAAUUGACUUUGCAGAACAAGAAAACUUUAGUAGCCUUAUUCUUCUUCUUCUCGAUCGCAUCACACUUGAAGUCUGGUAUCUGUCAUAAAUUAGGCCGUCCUGCUCAGUUCAUCUGUGGUCUUUAUUAGUCUAAUCUAGGUGUUUAGAAAACAAACAUGGAUCUGGAAUCCGUUGACAUUUAAUUUUGGUUGAGAUUUUCCAAUAAGUAAUAAGUGUUAUAAGCUGUGUCUCAUUAUUUAUUCAUUUCUACAAAUUUGAAGAUAUGUAUUAUUGAAUUGGUUAUAUAUUCAUUUGUAGCAAUAAGUCUUGUGCCAGUCUGAGUCACAGUAGAAUUUUGCAAAGUGCUGCAACUCCUGUGAAAAGCAUGUGCAGUUAAUAUAAUGUAUAACGCUCAAAAUAAAGUUCCCCAUGAUGUCA